AUGGAGUCGGACCCCAAAACCUCCGAGCCGAAGGCCGGGGUCUGCAGUGCGAGCCGGCCAGCGGAGCAAGCCGUCCCAGUCACCCCCAGGGACUCGGCGGCCGCGUCCUCCAAGGACCUCACGUCCCCCGUGCGUUCGGUGGUGGCCUCCCCGCGCCCCGUGAAGGGCAAGGCGGCGCGGCGGCGGCUCCAGCUCCCGCCGGUCUCUCAAACCGAGACCGGGGACGAGGAGCCCGUGCCCGCGGUGCCCGAGGACCAGGAGGAGGCGCAGCCCCUGCCGCCGCUCUGCGCAUCCCCCAUGAGGGGCAUGUGGCGCAGCGAGAAGGUGGCUCUGUACUGCGACCAGGUGCUGCAGGGCUCGAAGGCAGAAGAUGCAGAUGAAGCUAUGAGCAAAUACCUGUCAGAAAAACUGAGACUUAAGGACACAUGGCUUGGAGUCUGGAAGACUAACCCUGAGCUAUUCUUUGAGAAAUAUGAAGAGGCUUCCAUUCCUUUUGUUGGUAUACUAGUUGAGGUGACAUGUAAACCACGCCAGAACUUGUCUUGUUUCAAAGUGACCGUUUCCGUGGCUGAGCCCUUUUCUUCUAACAUUGCAAACAUCCCGAGGGACUUGGUGGAUGAGGUUCUUGGGGAGAUGGAGUACAAUGCACCUCUCCUGGAAGUGUACCCCAUUGAAGGACAAGGCGCAGAUGUCCAUGAGAUUGCUCUAGCCUUGGAGGUUGUCAGGUUUUUUUAUGACUUUCUCUGGAGAGACUGGGAUGAUGAAGAAAACUGUGAGAAUUACACUGCCCUUAUCGAGGAGAGAAUUAAUCUGUGGUGCGACAUACAGGACGGGACCAUCCCCGGCCCCAUCGCCCAGCGCUUCAAGAAGACGCUGGAGAAGUACAAGAGCAAGCGCGUCGAGCUGAUCGAGUACCAGAGCAACAUCAAAGAAGACCCGUCCGCGGCCGAGGCCGUGGAGUGCUGGAAGAAAUACUACGAGAUCGUGAUGCUGUGCGGCCUGCUGAAAAUGUGGGAAGACCUGCGCCUGCGAGUUCAUGGACCCUUCUUUCCAAGGAUUCUGCGGCGUAGAAAAGGGAAGAGAGAUUUUGGGAAGACUAUAACACACAUCGUAGCGAAAGUGAUGACCACUGACAUGGUAAAGAACUUGUCUUCAGACACACUUCUCCAGCAGCACGAUGAUUUGAAUCUGGCUUUGGACAGCUGCUAUAGUGGAGAUAUAGUAGUCAUUUUCCCGGGAGAAUACCAAGCUGCAAAUCUUGCUUUGCUGACUGAUGACAUCACUAUAAAGGGUGUUGGAAAGAGAGAAGAAAUUAUGAUUACUUCUGAGCCUUCGCAUGACAGUUUUGUGGUAUCCAAAGCUGAUAAUGUGAAGCUAAUGCAGCUCUCUUUGAUACAACAAGGAACAGUUGAUGGUAUUGUAGUGGUCGAGUCUGGUCACUUGACUCUAGAAAACUGCUUGUUAAAGUGUGAAGGAACAGGAGUGUGCGUUCUUACAGGGGCGUCACUGACAAUCACAGACAGUGAAAUAACGGGUGCCCAGGGUGCUGGUGUUGAACUAUAUCCUGGAAGCAUAGCCAUUUUGGAAGGGAAUAAGAUUCAUCAUUGUAAUAAUCUCAGAACCAGUGACAGUUCAAAAAGCACCUUAGGUGGCGUUAACAUGAAGGUUCUUCCAGCACCCAAACUGAAGAUGACUAACAAUCAUAUCUACAGCAACAAUGGCUAUGGAGUGAGCAUUCUUCAGCCAUCGGAACAGUUCUUUAUUGUAGCAGAAGCAGCUCUUAACAAAGCGGCUGCUUCAGGUGAUAAGAAAGAUGACAAAAUGCUCUCCAAAGUCAUGCAAACUCUCAAUGUGGAAAUGAACAACAAUAGGAUAGAGGCAAACUUAAAGGGGGACAUAAGGAUAGUCACCGGCUAACGCAUCUGGAUAGG
This is a messenger RNA of Psammomys obesus (fat sand rat), 1931 nucleotides long. It is a transcript of the gene Shcbp1l, whose product is annotated as SHC binding and spindle associated 1 like. Gene Ontology annotation, cellular component: meiotic spindle. The record is from RefSeq and is a predicted model, not a curated record. NCBI's taxonomy places the organism in Eukaryota, Metazoa, Chordata, Mammalia, Rodentia, Muridae. Gene Ontology annotation, biological process: spermatogenesis; male meiosis cytokinesis. The transcript has 10 exons. Bases 1 to 1917 code for a protein of 638 amino acids.